AUGUCCAGCAGGGAACAUCGAGAGGGAGCCACGGCAGGCAACGCUAGCUAUGUCGAAUUAUCGCACCCAGAUAACUCCAUACCAGUGAACCGGUUUGUAACUCCGCUUCAUAUCGUACCUGAAUGGUACUUUUUAGCAUAUUAUGCGGUGUUAAAAGUAAUCCCAUCCAAAACGAGGAAACAGAAAAGCGAAAACAAUGCGAUGUCUCACGGCUUCUGCACUCCACGUCGCACCGGAUCUCAAUAUAGGGUCUGA
Besnoitia besnoiti is the source of this 255-nucleotide messenger RNA. RefSeq lists its product as uncharacterized. The record is from RefSeq and is a predicted model, not a curated record. NCBI's taxonomy places the organism in Eukaryota, Apicomplexa, Conoidasida, Eucoccidiorida, Sarcocystidae. The transcript is spliced from 2 exons. Gene Ontology annotation, cellular component: membrane. Gene Ontology annotation, molecular function: electron transfer activity. Bases 1 to 255 code for a protein of 84 amino acids.